CGCGCGCUUUGAUGUCCAAGCAAGAGGUCGAGGAGGUACAACUACGAAAUACAAGCUUACUGGCCAGUGACUUCGACAAGCAGUGGUUUAUCUUCGACGAUUACAACUUACAGUGGCAGUGGAGUGAGAUCAGACAACUACGUAGUUUUGAGUAAGACUCUUUAACUUUAAGUGUUAUACGACUUGUGAUACUGCUUCUAAACCACACCAAAAACCACAGUCACUAUGCAAGCCUUUCUUAAGGGAGGAGGGACGUCAAAGCCUGCAGUCAAAGAGAAGGCUGGUGGGAGCGGUGAGAGUACAAAGACAAGAGAGCGCCUCAUACCAUGGGUGGAAAAAUAUCGCCCAAAGACGGUUGAUGAUGUUGCUUAUCAAGAGGAAGUUGUAGCGAUGCUCAAAAAGUCAAUUCAAGGCUCAGACUUGCCAAAUAUGUUGUUCUAUGGUCCACCUGGCACAGGAAAGACUUCUACGAUCCUAGCUGCAUCCAGAGAGUUGUUCGGGGACAUGUAUCGCUCUCGAGUGCUGGAGUUGAACGCAUCUGACGAGAGAGGGAUCCAAGUGAUUCGAGACAAAGUCAAGACAUUUGCCCAGCAGACGGCAGGAGGCACCAGGCCAGACGGACGUCCAUGCCCCGCCUUUAAGAUUAUUAUUCUGGAUGAAGCCGAUUCAAUGACAAAUGCUGCUCAGUCCGCCUUGCGUCGUACAAUGGAAAAACAAUCCAAGAACACAAGAUUCUGUCUGAUCUGCAAUUACGUCAGUAGGAUCAUUGAACCUUUGACGUCCCGUUGCUCCAAGUUCCGCUUCAAACCCCUGUCUAAAGACAUUCUGAAGAGAAGACUGGAGGAGAUUUGUCGGAAAGAAGGGGCCAGGUGUGGAGAGGAGGCAAUAGAUGCCAUCAUUAGCACGUCAGAGGGAGACUUGAGGAAAGCCAUCACAUUCUUGCAGAGUGCAGCAAGACUGAGAUCCGAUGAUAGUAUCAGCGUUCAAGACAUCUAUGAAAUCGGAGGGGUUGUCCCAGAUGAGGUCAUUGGGAACUUGAUGACGGCCUGUUCAGGAGGGUCCUAUGAAAAGCUGGAGAGAACAGUACAAGAUCUUCUUAAAGAAGGGUUUGCAGCGACACAAGUCGUCAAUCAGGUGUUUGACAUCAUCGUCAACAGAGAAGACAUGACUGACACUCAGAAGUCUGCCAUAACGGAACGUAUUGCUAUUAUCGAUAAACGGCUGUGUGAUGGUGCUGAUGAGUAUCUUCAAGUCAUGGAUAUGUUCACACACAUCAUGGGCCAACUGUGUAAUGCCUGAUCGUCAGCUAGCCAAUCAAAUGCCCUGUUACUUCACAAUCCAAACUCUAAGCCAUUUUCAUUGGUAAACUCUGCAUUGCUCUGUAAAACAGAACAGUAUUGGUCUAGGUAAAGAGUCGGUAAAACAACAAGUUUUUUGGAUGUUUGAGAAAACUUUUUCUGUAUGCGCAGAUAAGUUAUCUGCACAUACUAUCAUAAUAUGGAAGAUAAACUUUAAAGGAAUACAUUGCCUUGGAUUGGACGAGUUGGUCUUUGAAAAGCGUUUAAAACAGUUUGUUAUAAAAUGCAUA
Molecule: messenger RNA, 1588 nt
Organism: Asterias rubens (European starfish)
Lineage: Eukaryota; Metazoa; Echinodermata; Asteroidea; Forcipulatida; Asteriidae
Product: replication factor C subunit 4-like
Exons: 11
Coding region: 226-1299 (357 amino acids)
Biological process (GO): DNA-templated DNA replication; DNA repair
Cellular component (GO): DNA replication factor C complex; nucleus
Molecular function (GO): ATP hydrolysis activity; DNA binding; DNA clamp loader activity
Source: RefSeq, a predicted model, not a curated record